GUAUUGGAAUCGAUUCAGCAGCAAGCUGGAGCAGAUUGAGCUGCGGAACAGCUUUGAGGACAGGCAGGGCCGAAGGCACUGCUCUCGGGCGGCGGCCAUCAGGCAGACCCUGGAGCGGGAGCGGCGGCAGUACCAGGCCCACGGCCUCGACAGCUCCAGUUCGGCAUGUCCCAAAGCAAAGCCCAGCUUUUCUCCUAAAACUGGCUCCUUCUGUGCAGUCCGUGUUUCGGUCAGGGACAUCACCACUCGCCCGCCGUCCUGCAGACACUUCAGGCCCCACGUCCAGCUCAUCAGCCGGACGCACUUGGCGUCUGAGGACUUGCGCUGCCGCUCCGCUGCCCGCGCUCGAGCCGCCCGGAUCUCAGCUCUGCCCUCGCGCUGGCCUCCCCAGGCGGCUCUGUGCUCAGUCUCGACCUGA
Rangifer tarandus platyrhynchus (Svalbard reindeer) is the source of this 418-nucleotide messenger RNA. NCBI's taxonomy places the organism in Eukaryota, Metazoa, Chordata, Mammalia, Artiodactyla, Cervidae. The record is from the annotation of a GenBank genome assembly.